This is a messenger RNA of Cordyceps militaris CM01, 2364 nucleotides long. Its product is annotated as PHD finger domain protein. Gene Ontology annotation, cellular component: Rpd3L-Expanded complex; Rpd3L complex; nucleus. Gene Ontology annotation, biological process: regulation of DNA-templated transcription. NCBI's taxonomy places the organism in Eukaryota, Fungi, Ascomycota, Sordariomycetes, Hypocreales, Cordycipitaceae. Bases 1 to 2364 code for a protein of 787 amino acids. The record is from RefSeq and is a predicted model, not a curated record. The transcript has 2 exons.
AUGGCGGACGGAAACACGGCGCCCGUCGCCAAAGUUGAGGUGGUUUCACCAAAAGACACCUCUGGCAUCAGCGACGGACCUGUCGCAUCCCUACGAAGCUCCCUCGAGGCACGCGCCGAUCCAGAUGCACAAAACACCGUCACCGACUUCAUCGACUUCACCGACUACCUGCCAGCCGACGUCGUCAGGUCCCUUACGCUAAUCGCCAAGCUUGACGAGAGGUACCACCAAGCCUCGCUCAAAGUCGACGAGUUGACAACAACAUGGGCUCGCUUGCCCUCGAUACCAGCGCGGGAGCGCCCAGCACCACGUCAGAUUCGUGCCGACAUAUCAAAGCACCUCAAACAUGCUGUCGACUCGCGUACCUUUGCCCAUACCGAGGCGGUGCGCAUGUCGGAAAACGUCAAUCGCCAUUACUUCAAAGCAAAGAUGCUCGUCGAAAAGCUACAGACAAUGAUGGACAGCUAUCCGGUCGAAGAUCAAAAGAGCCCAACCGGCGCCAGGUCACCGCAAAUGACGCGCGCCAAGCUCACGGCUCGCCCGACCGGGCAAGAUGGCAAGAAGAUCAGUCGGCGUAGGGUACCCAGAAUCACAGUUCCUGGCGAGGUUCUGGCGCCGUACGAUAUUGAAUACGACACAUUCUCCGAUGACAGCGAUAUCAGCACCGACGAAGAGUCGGACGCGGCCACCAACCGCAGAACACCUGGCCCGCCUAAGAUCAAGCUUACUACCAGUCGAGGGAUGCCAAAGACGAUAAACCGCCCCGCACGAUCGCUCGCAUAUCCUUCCGCCGCAAUGAGUGCCGCGGCUGCCGCGAAUGCGGCUGCCCUGCUGAAUCCUCCGCCGCAGAAUGUGGCCGUUGGCAGCAAGGAUGCGCCCUGGCUACAGCUUACCCACUAUGAACUAGCUGUGCUCAGGAAGCGCAUGAAGAAGAAUGCGGCGUGGGCUCCUAGCGAGACAAUGAUUGCCAGAGAGCUGAAAUCCCUAGGCCGUGGACCGGAAGCCUAUCGGGAGGCGAAAAAGAAGGCCGAGGAGGAAGGGCGUGCAUUCGACGCCCAAGUUCCGACCCUGGUGACGGAUGAUGAGUCGGGCUCUCAGCAGCUGCCUGCUGGCGCCAUCAGUGCCGAGUUGCUCGAUGCCAGCGAUAUACCGACCAGCAACAAGGGCAUGAAACUGAAUGAAGCUAAGAAACUUAAGAGGGAAGCCUUAGCGAAGCAGGCUGCCGAGGAAGCUGAAGAAUCGGCGCGUAAAAUGCGGGAAGCUGCUCAGCUGUUCCUACACACUGAUAAGGCCAGUGGUGAUCGGAAUCAGCAAGCGAGUAAAUCACGAUCUGGCUCUCGCAAUCAACCGAAGCGUAAGUGGGACGGUGAUGCUGAAGACGACAAGGGAACACCCGCGCCGGCAGAGACGCCUCGCAACACGAAGCGCACAAAGAUUGAAACACCCGUUCCGCCGCCGCGACAUCCAAGCUUCAAUAACGAAACGUCGGCAACAUCGAGCGUUGCCACGCCCUCGAGCAGUGUGCCGCCGCCGACUACUCAGACACCUGUUCCUAUCCCGAUAUAUACCAGAUCUGCUUCCGCAGCCUCUCCGGCAGACCUUAGCACUCCUACCAUUACCACCUCGGUGCCAGUGAAACCUCCAGCACCAGCGCAGACACCGGUCCCACUCCCAAAAACAGAACAAAGGCAUACCAUUACGCCAGUCUAUCCGCCAAUGCGGGACGUCCCGUCGCGCGAGGCUAAAAAGACACAGCUGGCAGCGCCGCCGCCGCCGCAGCAGCCUGAACUUGGCUCGCGACGGUCUGUAUCGCGCGGUCUCACGCCUAUCGCAGAGCCGAACCGGCGUCCCGGAUCGCGGGGCAACGCUACGAGUCAAGAGCCACCUUCCCUGGCGUCGGACCGCCCGCGCCGCGCAAGCACAACCAGAAACACACCCGCACCAGAGAGCAAGCCGCUGGUGCGGCGCACGAAGCGUCCUGCUCCCGGAAUAGUAAGCACCACGAGCAGCGGCGGUAACAGCGCCGUCGGCAAGCGGAAAGCCGCGCCCAAGAAGAAGGCGCGCGCUCUCAAAAAGGACAGGACAGGGCUGCUGGAGACAGAGGUUGAGAUGGAGGAGGUGGACGACGAGGGGAAGCCGAUUGACCCAAACGAGCCGCGCUACUGUGUCUGCAACGGGGUCAGCUUCGGUACCAUGAUUCAAUGCGAGCACUCGGCGAAUUGCAAAUAUGAGUGGUUCCACAUUGAGUGUGUUGGUCUCGAAGACAUUCCCGCACGCACGACGAAAUGGUACUGCCCGGACUGUCGACGGCUCCUAAACAUUGGUGAAAAGGGCGAGGUGAGCGCUCGCGGCGUUAGGAAAUAA